Purpureocillium takamizusanense is the source of this 2443-nucleotide messenger RNA. RefSeq lists its product as uncharacterized. The record is from RefSeq and is a predicted model, not a curated record. Bases 128 to 2065 code for a protein of 645 amino acids. The transcript has a single exon. NCBI's taxonomy places the organism in Eukaryota, Fungi, Ascomycota, Sordariomycetes, Hypocreales, Ophiocordycipitaceae.
ACACAGACAGCCCCCCCCCCCCCCCCCCCCCCCCCCCCCCCCCCCCCCCCCCCGGCCAACAUCCAACAUCCCCAUCGACGCUCACACCCGCGACACGCGAUCCUCCGUCCCAGUAUGAGCACCCGCCAUGGUGUUUUCUGGCCUGCUCAGCUCGGGCGACAGGCCGUCGUCUAGCCGCUCCAAGACGAGCGGCAUCGAGGCGCACGACCUGCAGCCCGAGUUCAUCCACGACGAGGCGCAGCUCCCGUGCACCCCCCCCGAGCGCCCCAACCUGCGCGACCUCAACAACAGCCUCGAGGCGCUGGCCGCCGUCUUCCCCGACAUACAGAUCGAGGUGUUCCGCGAGCUGCUGUCCAGCUUUGACGGCGAGUCGAGGCUGGCCCUUGUCGCUGACGCGUUGCUGAAGAACCGCGUUGCCUGGGUCAAGGGCCGCUGGAGGGCGAUAGAGGCCGACGGCCAGGGCGCGCAUGGCGUCCAAAGGGCAGACGUCUUCCGAAGCCAAGAGUACAUCAAGGCCGUUCGCGCCCUCGCCUGGCAAGAGUUUCGAGGCCUACCGAGGGCCACCAUCAACGCCGUCCUCGCCGAGUCGAACCACUCCUAUCUCGAUGCCCGGCGGACCCUCGUCUCGCUGUCUUCCAAGUCGUGGCGCUUUACGAUAUCAUCGCUGAUUCUACGCCGGAGGGCGGUGACGGGGACCGGCGGAGACUCCGCCGAGAACCAUCCGCUCGUCGUGUGGCGCUCGACCGGCCAGGGGUCUAUCAUACCCACGAUCCGCACCACGGGCAAUGCCGAGCUCGAUCGCGAACUGUACAAUGCCCUCGUACGGCCACUGAAAGACCGGCUCCGUGUGGACAGAGAGGCCGCCGACCGUGACCUGGCGGCGCGGUUGAACAACCGUGAAGCCGAAGAGGUCAACGCAACGCACGAGUGUUCCUGCUGCUUCGUGACGAGCACAUUCGAGGAGUUCACAAGCUGCAGCAAGGGCGGGCACAUGAUCUGCUUCCGCUGCGUGCAGCAUUCCAUCAAGGAAGCCCUGUUCGGCCAGGGCUGGCUCAGCAUCAACACGGAGACGGGCACGCUCAAGUGCCUAGCCGUCGACGGCAACGAGUGCACCGGCCACGUCCCGGCCGACCACAUACACCGGGCUCUGAUGAAUGACAAGUCGGGCGCAGAUUUGCUUCACCGGCUAGACCAGCGGCUGGCAGAGCACAGCCUCGUCGCAUCCAAAAUUCCGCUGAUACAUUGCCCGUUUUGCAACUACGCUGAAAUUGACGACAUCUACAUGCCGACCCAUGAGACACGACUGCGCAUGAGCGCUGGCAACGCCUACCAGCUGUUUAUUCUAAUCAUUUGCGCCGGGUUUCUUAUUCUCAGAAUGCCCUUCGUCUUCGCAUCGACGAUCAUCUGCGUUGUGUUGAGUACCAACCUCACCCUCUGGGGCGGCCUUACCACAGAAUGGAAAAGGGCCAUCACGAGGCACUGCCGCCGGCGUCGGGGCUUGCGGUUCGAUUGCCAGAACCCCAGAUGCGCGCGGUCAUCGUGCCUCUCAUGCCACAAGUCGUGGACGGAUAUUCAUGUCUGCCACGAAUCAUCGCUCGUGGCGCUGCGAACGCAGGUGGAACAGGCCAUGAGCCUGGCGGUCAAGCGUGUGUGCCCGCGAUGCAACACCUCGUUCGUCAAGAACGCGGGCUGCAACAAGCUGACCUGCCCGUGCGGAUACAAGAUGUGCUACGUCUGCCGCGCCGACCUCGGCGACGAGGGCUACCGCCACUUCUGCGACCACUUCCGCCCCGACGGCGACCCGCGGCCGUGCCGGGAGUGCGACCGCUGCAACCUGUGGGAGUCUGAGGAUGUGGAAGAGGUGCUGCGGGAGGCCCGCGACGAAGCCGAGCGCCGCUGGAAGGAGACGGAGAAGCGCGAGCUAUCGGGCCAGGAGAAGACAUACCUGGAGACGGGCGUCGCGGCGAGCGGCUCACACCGCCGCGUAGGGCGGAUACUGUCGGGUGGGCACAUGCCGACGCUGCCAGACAUGCUCGACUUUCUGGUCGAGGUGCUCUUCACCUGAGGCAUCAUCAGUCGGCGCGCAGGCUGCUCGCCUCGGGUCCUCCUCACCACUGUACGAUCCUUACGUUGUGUCGCUUACCUUGUUUUAUGCGUUUCACUUGCCUUGGGCGUUUGGGAGCGGGGAAGCGGGACAAUUCUUUCAUAUCAGCCGCGGAAUAUUCCCUCAGAUGGUAUACACAAUAGUGGUGUGGUACGCGGACUGGCCGGCCUUUGUUUGGCUCAUGCCGACCGAUUGUUUUGUUUUUCAUAAAAUUCAUUUUACCAUCUCGCACGGCGGGCAUAGGUCGGAUAAGGUAACAAGGGGGUAGCCUCAAUGGCAGCCCAGCGGACUUCAUUUACAGUACAGACAUCAUUAUAAUACAUGACCCAUGGCAGAAUG